Adineta ricciae is the source of this 1350-nucleotide messenger RNA. The record is from the annotation of a GenBank genome assembly. Lineage: Eukaryota; Metazoa; Rotifera; Eurotatoria; Adinetida; Adinetidae.
AUGCGCGAAUGCCUUAGUGUUCAUGUUGGUCAAGCGGGUGUUCAAAUCGGAAAUGCCUGCUGGGAGUUAUAUUGUCUUGAACAUGGAAUCGAUUUGGAUGGACAAAUGAUUAAAAAGGGAAAAAAUGAUAAGAAUGAUUCGUUCGAUACGUUCUUUCAUCAUACAGGCAAUCGCUAUGUUCCACGAGCUGUCUUUGUCGAUCUUGAACAAUCAGUCAUUGAUGUCAUUCGAACUGGCCCAUACAAAACACUUUAUCAUCCUGAACAAUUGAUUUCGGAUAAAGAAGAUGCAGCUAAUAACUAUGCACGUGGACAUUACACAGUUGGCAAACAGAUUAUUGAUCUUGUACUUGACCGUCUUCGAAAACUAUCUGAUCAAUGCGACGGUUUACAAGGAUUUUUAAUCUUUCAUUCAUUUGGAGGUGGCACCGGUAGUGGUUUUACUUCGUUAUUAAUGGAGAGACUUUCUCUUGAAUAUGGCAAGAAAUCCAAACUUGAAUUUGCUGUUUAUCCAGCUCCACAAAUCUCGACUGCUGUGGUCGAACCGUACAAUUCCAUUUUGACAACACAUACAACAUUAGAACACUCACAUUGUGCAUUCAUGGUUGACAACGAAGCAGUCUAUGAUAUCUGUCGACGAAAUUUGGAUAUUGAACGGCCGUCUUAUACAAAUUUGAAUCGUCUCAUUGCACAGAUUGUCUCAUCGAUCACCGCAUCAUUACGGUUUGAAGGCGCACUCAACGUUGAUCUAAACGAAUUUCAAACUAAUCUUGUUCCAUAUCCUCGUAUACACUUUCCAUUAGCUACUUAUGCACCGAUCAUCAGUGCCGAAAAAGCCAUGCAUGAACAAUUGUCAGUUAACGAAAUCACUAAUGCAGUAUUUGAUCCAUCCAGUCAAAUGGUCAAAUGUGAUCCACGACAUGGAAAAUACAUGGCAUGUUGCCUUCUCUUUCGGGGUGAUGUCGUUCCGCAAGAUGUUAAUCGCGCUGUUGCGACGAUCAAAACCAAACGAUCGAUCCAAUUUGUCGAUUGGUGUCCAACUGGUUUUAAAGUUGGAAUCAAUUAUCAACCGACAAGUGUUGUACCUGGCGGCGACAUGGCGUCAGUGCCACGUGCAGUUUGUAUGCUUUCGAAUACAACAGCUAUUGCCGAGGCAUGGGCACGUCUUGACCAUAAGUUCGAUUUACUCUAUGCCAAACGUGCUUUUGUUCAUUGGUACGUGGGUGAAGGAAUGGAAGAAGGAGAAUUCAGUGAAGCUCGUGAAGAUCUAGCUGCAUUGGAAAAAGACUACGAGGAAGUUGGAAUUGACACACUCGAUGGAGACAAUGAUGAACAACAAGAUGAAUAUUAA